CACUAAGUUGUACAGUCACGUAAACAAGAAAAGAGAAGUCGUAAAACAACUGUUCGCUGGUUUUCUAUCAGAUGUAAAAUGGACGGGCGGCAGUGUUGUUGCGCGUUCGUUGCCGCGUGACGUUUAUUCGUAAAUCGAUGUUUAUUUUGCUGAAAUCUGUUCGCGUAAACGAUUUUCAAGUUAGUUUCGCCGACUGUUCCGGUGUCGGCGCGCUCCGUAGUGCUAUUCAGUGCAAGUGUUACAGUUUGACGUUAGGCGCUCACUUGUGUGAUUUCGUCUGAUAGUUGAUAGCUCACUCACCGGCUGGGUGCGCGUAAACUACCUUACAUACGUGUUGGUUAAAAAAAUCGAAUGAAAGUGUGGGUGUUUUACAGUAUCCCGAGUGAGCCAUGCUGUGCAUUGUGACUUAGUGGACCCUGACCGCCGGCACCAUGUCUGGUCGCUCAGACUGCAGGAAGUUUGCGCCGAACAUCUUCAACAAGAGCAAAUGCACUAAUUGCUUUCGGCAGAAGGAGGAGCACAGUGCGGAGGCAUUGGAGUCUAAUCGGGCAAGCCGAAAGAUAUCUAAAUGCGGCUAUCUGUUCGUGGCCCCCGGCUGGGACUUCUCCAACCCGCUCUACAGAACAAAGCGAUGGCAGCGGCGCUGGUUCGUACUGUACGACGAUGGAGAGCUGACCUACUCGUUGGAUGAACACCCAGACACGGUCCCGCAGGCCAGCAUCGACAUGACGCAGGUGCUGGAGGUGAGCGAGGCGGACGGGGUGACGGGGCACGCGCACAGCCUCGCGGUCACAGGCCCGGAGCGCGUCACCUUCGUCAAGGGAACCUGUCGCGAGGAGGCGCGCUGGUGGGCCGACGUGCUCAGCGUCUACCCGAGGAGCAAGGGUCGACACAAACGAAACGCGACGUUCCCCGGAGGUCAGACUGCCAGUUUGCUAUCAUCUUCUACCGCCAGAAAGUACUCAGCGGACGCGUGCACGCUCCGCGACGCGGCGGACGGCCCGCGGCGCUACGGCACCACCACGUGGCCCGGCCCGCGCGUGCAGCCGCCGCAGCCCGAGAUCCCCACGCUGUCCGCGCCGCCGCCCAUCGAUACUAAAGUGUACACGGACCAGCCGGUGUCGUCCGCGUCGCCGCCGACCCGCGACAAGAUCAACGGCGAGGAGAAGGCGCGCUCGCGGCGCCGCGACACCUGGGCCGAGCCCUCCACGCCCUCCAACGACGAUGCAAGCGUCCGCUCCCCGCUGCUGCAGCAGCAGCACCAGCAGUACGACGAGCAGCUGCGCGACAUCGCGGCGUCGCUCACCCGGCCCCGGUCGCGCCGCGCGCUGCCGCCCGCCCUCGAGCGGCCCACGAGGCUGCCGCCGCCUGAUCGACUACCGCCCCGCGGCACUCCAGACGGCGGCGUCCCCCCAGAAGAGGGCAGCUCCAGCUCAGCGAGCGAGGGCAGCGAGCCGGCAGACAUCGCGGAGAACCAAGAACCUAACGAAGGGGGCCGAGUGGAGCUCCCAGCGGAGCGCCUGCUGCACGCGCGCGCCGGCUGGCUGCAGCGCCGCGGCCCCGGCGGCUGGUCGCGCCACUGGUUCGUGCUACGCGGCGCCGCGCUGCUCUACUUCAGGGACCCCCACGCUGAGCACAGGGGCCUGAUGGACGGAGUCAUCGAUCUGAGCGGAGUGGCCAGAGUGGUGGAGUUGCCUACGUCAGCGUCGACCAAUGGAUAUGCUUUUGAGACUGAGACUUGGGAUGGUAAACACAUAGUUCUGUCUGCGGUGACGGCAGGCAUCCGGGCGAACUGGGUGUCGGCUAUCAGAAGAACGGCGGGUCUACCGGACACGGCGCCACUGUCGCUCAUACUGCGGGAAGACAACAUAGACCAGGCAUCAGAGUCAUCCACCUCGCCCGUCACACCAGUCACGCCCAUCACGAGUCGAUCUGCGCCCUUCUCUUCGGACGAGGAAUACAGGACGGCGUCGGAGGGCGGGCGGCGAGACAGCGCGGACUGGGGCGACGUGGCGCCGCAGCCGCCGCCCUCGCCCAUCCUCAGUCGAACACCCAUAUCCAAAGUAAAGGAAAAAGUCCGGGCCAGAGGCUGCCACCAAAUACCCCCGCGAAGUGAUACGCCGAAAGGUGACAAAGACGAAAUUGACGCAACCAAAGAAAAAGAACGUCCCACUGAGGACGUCGACGAAAACGAGAAACAAAGCGAGCCGCGCAAGCGCAGCUACAUAUCGACUAUCGACAAACAGUACAUCGAAAUUGAAGAUCUGAGAAAGCAGUUGCAACAAGCCCUGACUGAAGUGACUGCUGCUGAAUCUGAGCUAGCUCGACUAAGAAAACUCAAAUCCGAAGCCGCAUUACGAGAAAAGAAAAUGGAGGAGUUAGUCAUAACGUUACAGAAGAAGGAAGAAGAACUGUCGCUGAGGACGAAAGAAGCUGAGAACAUAGAUGCGAUAAAGCAAAUGUACAACCAGGACAAGACGCUAUGGGAGAACAAGCUGACUGAAACGCAAAACUUCCUGAAAGAGUCGACGGAGCAUUGCGAGCAUCUGACGAGACAGCUGACGACCGCGCAGGAGACCGUCAAGCAACUGCAGCGAGAGCUCAACGAACUCAACGACAAACUGAUGAAGAGCGUGCAAGAAAACGACAACUUGUACUCUAGAAUCCGAGAGCUCGAAAGUCGAAUCGUCGCCGAAUCUCCAUCGAAGGAAAAGAGAAAAAGCAUCGGCUCUCUCAGUGACCUCAGUAAUUUGAACAACGACCUGGAGUUUGAAUCUUUAGAUAAAGAUCAACUGAUCGAAGAAUAUUGCGAACUCAGAAAUAGAUUCCUAAUGGCUAUUCAAGAAAUAAAAUGUAUGAAAAAGGAACUACGGGAAUCAAAUAACAUGUACGAUGAACUAGAAGUUACGAAUUUGAAGUUAAGAAAUGAAAUGAAGCUGAGAGAGCAAUGCAGCAGGUCGGAGAUCGAUCUGAUGGCGGCGCGCAUUCUAGACCUUACACAGAAACUGACGGCUUCGGACAAACAAGUCAGAACGUUAAAACAUAAAAUUCAAAAGACGGAGUCACGGGAAAAGCGCCGCAGUUUGUCAUUGAAGGGACGAGAGUCGUUCUCACUCGGCAAAGAAGUGGAGGAGAAGCUCACCGAACUAGAAAGCAAAAUAUCGAUGCUAGAAGCUGGAGAUCCCGCCCCCACUAUCAACGCUCCGUCGUCCAAGAGUUCGUCGCCUGCCAAAGAAAAAGUAACCAAAUCAGACAGCACGUCGGAGGAGAAGCGCAUGAAGCGGCUGGCGGCGCGGCUGCGGAGGAAGUCGCUGGACAGCGCCACCAGCGCCGAGCCCAUGAAGAUGCUGGUGCGGCUCACGUCGCUCGAGACCAAGGUGGCCUCCGCGCUCGGGCAGCGGCGCGACCUGGCCGCGUCCUGCGAGGCGCUGGCCCCCGCCCCCGCCGCCCCCGCGCCCCCCGCCCCCGCGCCCUGCGGCACCGCGGCGCAGCGACACCUGCUGGACCGCCUGCAGAGCCUCGAGGCCGUGGUCAUCCACUCGCGCGAGAAGGUCAACGAGUGCCUCUGCCAGAUGUCGGCCGUGCGCGCCGCCAAGUCGCGCCGCUCGCCCUCGCCGCUCGACAAGAAGUACAGCCUCAAGUCCAUGGAGAAGUGUCUCGCGGACGUCAGCCGGCGCCUGCAGGAGUGCUUCGACAAGUGCGUGGUGGAGGGCGAGGGCGAGGGCGGGGGCGGGGACUCGGGCUCGGGCGGGGAGGGCGAGGGCGGGGCGGACGACGCCGUGACGCAGGUGGUGGAGCAGCUGGAGGCGCAGCUGCGCGGCAAGCUGCUGGACGUGUCGCGCCGCAAGGCCGCGCUGCUGGACGCGGGCGAGCUGACCCCGCGCCGCGAGCUGGAGUUGCUGGCCGAGAAGCUGGCCUACGAGGCCGUGCUGGUGGCGCGCAUCCAGGAGGCCCUCGACUCCUCCAGCGGGAGCAGGUUCUUCGCGAGUUUAAUAAAGUCUGAAAUACAAGAAACUAGUCAACUAAUCGAUAACCUACACUGUAAGAUAAACGGCGAGUGCGGGCGAGCGGGCGCGACGUCGCGCAGCUCGCUGGAGCACCUGGCGCGCAUCCUGGCGCGCAAGAUAGACGUGGGGGGCGGCGCGGCGGGCGCGGGGGAGGCGCGCGCGGGGGGGCUGGCGCUGCGCGCGGGCGAGCUGGACGCGCUGCGGGCCGCCCAGCGCGCCGCUGCCGCCGCCGUGGAGCGGUUCAAGACGGACACGCUGGGCGAGCUGGCGGCGGCGCUGGCGGGCGAGGCGCCCCCGCGGGCGGUGCCGGCUGAGUGCGGCGCGCGCGUGCGCCAGGCGUGGGCCGCGGCGCGCGACGCGCUGGGCGCCGAGCUGGUGCGCGCCGAGGUGGCCCGCGCGCUGGCCCGCGCCGCCGCGCUGGGCGAGCGCUCGCUGGACGCCGCGCGCCGCGCCCGCCUCACGCUCACGGCGCAGGCCCGCGCCGACCUGGAGCUGUGGUGGCGCGCGGCGCACGACCACCUGCGCUGCGAGCUGGAGGCGGCGGCGCGCGACGCGGCGGCGCGCGUGCCCCCCGCCGCGCCCGGCCCCGCGCCCGCCCCCGCGCGGCCCUCGCGCGAGCUGCUGCAGCGGCUGGCGGACGUGCUGGCGCACAAGGCGCUGGUGGACGCGCGCGUGGCCGUGCUGGAGGGCUCGUACCGCGCCGCCCCCGCGCCCCCCGGCCCGCCCGCGCCCGCCGACGCGCUGUCCUCGCUGGACUCCGACCCGGCCGCCGAGGCCGAGUUCGUCUACUUGUUCCAGCACUUCUCGACCGAGUGCCGCGCGCUCUUCUCCAGUGACUGUUCCGGUAACAGUGAAGACUCGAUGAAGAUGGGCGCGGGGCUGGCGCGCGCGGAGGCGGCGGUGGCGGCGCUAGAGCGCGCGCUGCACGCCCGCGCCGGCGCGCCCGAGCCCGGGCCGGGGGGAGCGGCGCCCGGCGCUGGCAGCAUCUUCGACCGCGUCGAAGCGCUGCGGGCGCGGGUGGAGGCGCUGCUGCCGCUGGCGCCGUGCGCUGCGUGCCGGCAGCUGCAGGAGCAGCUGGAGCGGCUGCAGGGCGAGCGCGCGCGCGGGGAGUCGGCGGCGGCGCAGCAGGCGGCGGCGCUGGCGGCGGCGCGGCGGGCGCGCGCGCAGCUCACGGCGCAGCACGAGCGCGAGCGCGCGCAGCUGCGGGACCGCGCGCGCCGCCUGGAGCGCCGCCUCGCCGCGCUCGACUCCGAGUACUCCGCGCAACUCGAUAGCUUGCGAGCUGCUUAUCAGGCGCACUGCCCGCAGAGCGCGGCCCCCGACGCGCACGGCGACGGGCUGCGCGCGCGGUACCAGCAGGAGAUCGAGCAGCUGCGCGGGCUGUGCGAGAAGGGGCUGCUGGCCAUGGAGUCCUCGCAUCGCAGGAUCGUGCGGGAGAUGGAGGAGAAGCAUCGGGCUGAGCGGGAGCAGUUGAGGCUAGACAAAGAGCAAGCGCUCGCAGAAGAGACGCGCGCAACACUCGCAGCCCUAGAUGCUAUGCGGAAGGCGCAUGAGAGUGAAGUGAGGAGGGAAGUGGACAAGUUCAAGGCAGAGUUCCUUAGCCGAGGCGCUUCAGCCCCCGACCUGAGCCAGCUCAGUACUAGGCACCAACAAGAGAUGGAAGAGAUAAAGCGCGAGAUCCUGUCCCUCUCCGAGAAGUAUUCCAUCAAGUGCGUCGAGUCAGCUGCUUUAGAAGAACGACUCCAGGGAGCCACCACGCAGCUGGCGCACGCACAGCAUCGCAUCAUGCAGCUCGACUGCAGGAACAAGCAACUGAGAGCGCACCUCAUAUCGGAGGCUAACGACAUGAAGAGCUGCGAGCCGUCCACCCUGUCGCAGCUUAUCGAAGAGAACGGACCGCAUGGGCGGGCGGAGGCGCCGCUGUGGCAGCAUCUGAGGCAGCUGGCGGCGGCGUGGCAGCGAGACGAAAAUGUUGAAGGCGAAGUCCCGCUCGAGUCCCCUAUUGGAGGCCCCGAGGCCGGCGCGCGCCAACAUCCAGUAUGCCAAGACGGAAACCACCAGAAACCUGCAGUUGUCCCCCGUACAGAAUUAAAACAAUCGCGAGCAACGUUGGACGUGACGCGGCGCUGUUCCCUCGUGGGGAUGGUGGCCGAGAGGAAGAAACUGUUCGAGCUAUGAAACCUUCAUACUGCAAGCAACACGCACGACCUCCGCGCGACAACCAUAGACAAACGAGAAAGACAAUAUAGAGGCACAUAGAGGCUCAUAAAGGAGGUUGUCAACACGUCGUGCGUGUUGCUUUCUUUUUAAUUUAUAAAAUGUUGGACCCACCACGCAAGCACCUGGCCACUUUGCUAAAACCCUAAGUUUAUUUACGAAAUAUUUAUCAGUUAGUUUAAAUAUUAUAGUAAGAAUGUUGUUUGUUUGCUUAUCGCGUAUACAUAUGUACGUACGGUAGACAUGGCAUUUUAUUAUUUAAAUAUUCAUUAUAAUAUAUUUAACAGUAUGUGUUAAGCUACUAGACGGGACUAAUAUUAUGAUGAGUUGAGAAGAAAAACAUUUAUAUCAUUAGCAUUACGUAAGAACUAUUAUGUUAUUUAAAAUAUUGAAAUUUUGUAUCUAACAUUUAUAAUUUAUGCUCAUAACAAGAUUCAUUAUUUUACCUAGUAUUUAGUGUAUAACAUUUUAGUUAGUACUUAUGACCAAAUAUAACUUUUUCUUUUCUUUGUUACAAGUGGCCAGAUCCUUAAUUAACUCCCACCCACCACACAAAUGUAUAUAACUUUGUUUUGUUUUUUGUAAUUUUCAAACUGUAGAAUACUAUACUGUAGUCUUUUGUCAUAACUUUUUUUUCUGCACUAGUUUUAUGACUGCAAGGCAAAUGUACUAAUACUUCGUAAUUCCUAAGUUAGUUUUAGAAAAUAUUGGGUUAGUGAUGUGUUUAAUAACUGUAAAUUAAGUGUUUUGUAACUUUUAAUUUGUAAAUACUAACUUUCUCUCUAUCUCCCUCUUUUGUAACAAUUAAUUUUCCAGUGCACAGUUCACUCUGUCCAUUUCGUUAACUUAAGGAAUUGUUACCAAAAAUUGUAUCAUUUGUAUUUAUGAAAUUCGCGCACCCUUGUUUAAUUCAUUUGUAGAUUAUCACGUAGCUUAGGUAUUAUUGAGGCGACUUGGCGUGCACCGGGGACACCCUCACUCGAACACCUCCGCUCAAGGAGGUCGCACGUUCUUGUAAUGAGGUUAAAGAUUAUUAUACGAGUUUUAUUGUAAACCCAAUAUUAUAUGUAGUGACUUGAUUAUGGUUGUAGUUUUGAACACGGCUUAUAUUUUAUAGAGGCAUAUAUUGUUUGUAACGUGCGUGCGCGCGCGCAGCGGGCCGCGGCCGGCCGCUCUGAUUGGUCAACAGUCGCAGCCCACCGCUGUGAUUGGUCGACAUUCGGCAACGGUCGGUUGUCGUCCCGGUUCGCUCUCGCCCCAACAUUAUAUUUUAGAAUGUUAAAGUUUGACAUUUUACAUUAUCCCACGACAAUAACAUUUGUGUAUUUAUGUUGUUUUUGUUACCAUGUUUUCCAACCUGGGCAUUUGCUGUCUUCCAUUUAUUUUCGUGUGUUUUUCACUUUGUUGUGUAUAGAGUGUCACUUUUCUGUGUCUUAACUAUUUCCGUUUUGGAAGAAAUGCGUCUGCAUACAAGCAAAUUAUGGCUCUAAUUUUUAGCGGCCUAUAGUUUCCAUCGAUCGAGCUUUUCGCCUGGAUUGUAAAAACCGUCAUGUUCUUAAUUUAAAAUAUCGAAUUGCUCAAUGUUCUAGUUGCGUUAAAUUAAAGAUGAUGUAAUACCAAAUGCGUUUACUUUGUACGCUUCUGGGGCCGACAUGAUGGUAGGUACCUAUGGCUAUAAUUAUAAUUAAUUUGUGUUACUACUCACUCUCCCCUAACAUUGUCAAGUGUUGUCGUUAUAAAGUGUUGGUUUAUAUAACAAAGAUUUUAAAAUAAACUACUUAAUACAAAA
Plutella xylostella (diamondback moth) is the source of this 8013-nucleotide messenger RNA. NCBI's taxonomy places the organism in Eukaryota, Metazoa, Arthropoda, Insecta, Lepidoptera, Plutellidae. The record is from RefSeq and is a predicted model, not a curated record.